Messenger RNA from Sitodiplosis mosellana (orange wheat blossom midge), 1619 nucleotides. Its product is annotated as neprilysin-2-like. The transcript is spliced from 5 exons. Gene Ontology annotation, biological process: protein processing. Lineage: Eukaryota; Metazoa; Arthropoda; Insecta; Diptera; Cecidomyiidae. The record is from RefSeq and is a predicted model, not a curated record. Gene Ontology annotation, cellular component: plasma membrane. The coding region runs from base 1 to 1320 and encodes 439 amino acids. Gene Ontology annotation, molecular function: metalloendopeptidase activity.
AUGCUAUCUACACUUAUUGGUCCCGUUUUAUCGCUUCCCACAACCGAGAACCACAUUGAAUCAAAUGAUUUGUGUCCAACACCCGACUGUUUGGAUGCAACAGCGAACAUACUUGAAUAUAUCGAUGAAACCGUUGAACCAUGUGAGGAUUUUUUAAAAUUUGCAUGUGGUAAUUAUCCAAAGAUUCUAACGCUGCCUGCAGACGUACACGAGGUAAUUCAGUACAAUCUGCAAGCCAAACUUCAUUCAUUGAUUAUGGAAGAGAUCAAUGCCAACGAUUCACGACCAUUCAAAUUGGCAAAAACGUUCUACCGCGCAUGUAUGAACGAGGAACAGAUCGAGGACCACUUUUUGGAGGAAUUAGGUAGCAUAACUGAUAAGCUCGGUGGAUGGCCCAUUGUUAUUGAUUAUCCAGCACUGCCGAUUGAUUGUGAAACAUUGAUCAAUGGGCUGGAAGAUGCUGAAAUGAAGGAAUUCGCUCAAUUGUUGGUUGACAUUGCCGUCAUCUGUGGAGCGAGGAUUCGAAGCGCAGCUGAACUGGAAAUCAAUGAGACACUUGAAUUUGAAGUUGAAUUAGCUAAAAGUCCUUUGUUUGAUGGUGGCAUAGAAGAUAUGGUCAAAAGUAAGGAAGAAGCGUUGUUUCAUUCAUUGCUCAUGGAAAAAAUCAAUCCAAACGAGCUGCGAUCGUUCAAUUUAGCAAAAAAAUCCUACAAAUUAUGCAUGAAUACAACAACGAUUGAGGAUCAUGGAUUGGAGCAAUUGUCCAAUAUAACCGAUACAAUUGGCGGAUGGCCUGUUAUCAGAGAUCUCGUUAAAGGAUUUGAAAAUGACGCCAUUCGGUUGUACUACAAAUUCAUGGUUGAUGUCGCUGUUGUUUGUGGAGCCGAUCGCAGUCGAGCUGGGGCAGAACUUUUGGAAACUCUUGAAUUUUUGAUUGAAUUGGCUAAAAUGUCUGCAUCAAGUAAUGAAGAUCUUUCAGAGUUACCUAGACAUCAAAAAUUGGAAACACUUCAAGAAAUCUAUCCGUAUAUACAAUGGGUUGAUUACAUUAAUGCAUUGAUAACGCCACCCGAUUCAGUCGAUGGAAAUGAAGUUGUAUUCAUGCUUGCACCAUCGUUCUUCGAAAAAUUGGGCAAACUAUUGCAAAGUACACCAAAACGUGUGGUAGCAAACUAUUUGGUGUGGCGUACCACAUCUAUUUCAUUGAAUUAUUUAACGAGAGAGCUUAUCCAGCUUAUGAAUUGGUCACAGAUACAAAAAUUGAAUGUUGGCAUCACUUCGAGAUGGGCGGAAUGUUUCAAACAAACGAAAGAGCAGUAAGAGGAAUUGAUGAUUGAAACUGAACCGCUGAUAAUAAAUUCCAGGCAGAUUUGGAGAAAUUGAAAAAGUCUGAUGUACGCAAACAGGCACUUUGAUAUGUUGGUACGCAAAUAAGACUCUGUAUAUUGUCAAAUUUUGAUUGUGUUCUGCAAUGAAUACAACAAAAUUGUGAAACGUAUUCAAGUUUCACCUUCGCAACGAUGCGAAAAAGUGUGCGAUUCACUAUCGGCGGUUCAAUUAUUUAUCUAGAUAAUAAUCGACCAUAAACUUUAUCAACAUUACCAAUUUCAUGCAAUUAU